UAAUUAUUUAAAUAGAUAAUUAAAUAUACAGUAAAUAGAAAAAUUAUUGAACUAGAUUUAUAACCCAUACACAUAUAUUUUGUGUUUUUUAGAUCGAUCUUAGUAAGAUAAAAAUCUAUUAUAUGGACGAAGCGGGUCACCCGUUCUGCACCCGAGUCACUUCUGAAAUGAAACAGGCUCAAAUGAAGGUUAUAAAUUAUUUCGAAGAAACUUACAACAUUAAAGCUCAAAAACUUUCCUUAAAGCAAAUGUAUUACUCUGCGGAUAUAUUUUUGGCAAACAUGGCGACUGUUCCUGCGAAAAAAUUCACAACUCUUAUGUCAGGAAAUGGCAAAGACAUAAACAUUUACUUCGAACUAAUCAAAUGGUGCUUGAGAGUAUCUAAACACACGCUGCCGUGCCUAAUCUACGCUAUCGUUGAAAAAGUAAACUCCAGUGUGCCUAAAGAAAAGCGUAAUCGAUUUUUAGCCAUGACCGAAGAACUUAAGAAAACAUUGGAAGAUUUGCUGGGCGAAGACGGGAUAUUUCUCUAUCCUCCCCACCCGGAAACGGCCAUUUAUAUUCAUCAACCAGUUUUCAAGAGUCAUAAUUUUGUUUACGCGGCCAUUUUUAACGCUGUCGGUCUUCCGGUAACCUCGUGUCCUUUAGGAUUGAAUUCUAGAGGGUUGCCAUUAGGAGUACAAAUUGUCGGAAGUCUCAACAACGAUCUUUUGACCAUAACCGUGGCAGAAGAAUUAGAAAAAGUUUUCGGUGGAUGGAGAAAUCCGAAUUUGUAGCGUUCGAAUAAUUCAAAGAAUUAUCGUGAAAUUUUAGAAAUUAAAUGAAUAGAAAAAUUUUCUAUUUCGUGAUAAUCGUUGCUAUAAAUGAAUAAGAAAGAACGAAAGCAAUACUAAUAGUAUAAUUUGUUUGUAUUAUUUUGAAAAUAUUUCAUAUAGAAAUGUUAACUCUAUAAAUAUUUUGUACUUUUGUUACAUUAUUUGCAUAAUAAAACGGAUAAUAUGUUGUACGUUA
Centruroides sculpturatus (bark scorpion) is the source of this 1011-nucleotide messenger RNA. Its product is annotated as fatty-acid amide hydrolase 2-like. The transcript is spliced from 2 exons. The record is from RefSeq and is a predicted model, not a curated record. The coding region runs from base 123 to 776 and encodes 217 amino acids. NCBI's taxonomy places the organism in Eukaryota, Metazoa, Arthropoda, Arachnida, Scorpiones, Buthidae.